Molecule: messenger RNA, 1630 nt
Organism: Siniperca chuatsi (mandarin fish)
Lineage: Eukaryota; Metazoa; Chordata; Actinopteri; Centrarchiformes; Sinipercidae
Gene: crb3a
Product: crumbs homolog 3a
Exons: 4
Coding region: 660-1088 (142 amino acids)
Source: RefSeq, a predicted model, not a curated record
CUAGGUAAGAGCUGAACAGGGAGCACAGUCAAACACUGUACUCCAGCAGGCUGGAGCAAGUGAGAGCAACCUGGCAUCAUAGACUAUCCAAAAAAAGUUCAGUUCAAAUCAAGUAUCAGGAGCUAAAUAGGCAUAAUGUGACACAAAUGUGAUUAAAGUUAUUUUGUAGAUAAUAUAAAGUCUAUUUUGAGGAGGGUUUUUUUAAAUGGCAACAGGAGAAAUCGGGUCUGCUCUGCUUCAGUAAAGUGCGUUUUUCUUCGACUUUGUACAAAGGAGUAUCUGUCCGCUCUGCUACAGGUGGAUAACUGCGCUCAGGUAAUGUAACACGAAACUGAAGCAUGUGACCAAUGGCGAUUUGAGGAGUAGACGGAAAGAACCGCUUACAAAAUACACCAACUGGUAGUGUGGUACAGGAUCUAGUCUAGUAGCCUAUUUCAGUAACACGGUUUUUGUCUUCAUCUGUUACCUGUCAUUUUCACUGGACUAAACCAUUUGUUGCAGUUUCAUUUUUGACAAGGUGAGGCGGAAGCAAUAUGGUUCAUCCGUAAAAUCAACCUGUUCGACGUUUCCCGUUUUGCUUCGAUCACCUGAAAACAGCCUGAAGGAUUACUGACAAUAAUGUGUCUUCAGCUGUUCAAGGGGGGCAAUAAAUAAAAUGAAUGCUGGACCUAAUGAAAUGGAACUCAGCUGAUACCCCAAAGUCCCAGUCUGCCCUCACUUGGCCCUGCAGGUCACAGGUAGAGAUGGCAGCAUGUCCCGAUGUGCUGGCCAUACCUGGAGUUGUGGUUGGGAGUGUUUUACUGCUGGUACUGAGCAGUAAUCCUGUGUGGGGGAAUUAUACUAUUCUUGAAAGUGACACCCGUUUUAAUAACACUGCUGGCCCUAACAUUGCAGCUAUCGUGGCCCCUACGGUCAUCCUGGGUGUUCUGGCCAUAGCCUUGGCUGUUCUCGCCUGGCUCCUCUGCAUGGUGAAAAAGAAGAGACAGACUGAAGGGACAUAUAGACCCAGUGCUGAGGAACAGUCUGGUGCAAGCAGCGUGGCGACACCAGAUGCACUAAAGUUACCAAAGGAGGAAAGACUCAUUUGAGAUUUUGUGCUUCAUGUUUGUACAAAAGGACACAGGCUGCAAACAUUUGCAUGGCAGCGUGCCUGUGUGACGAGGCUCUCUACUUUGAGCUGAUCAGUGAAAGAAAAAUCUCCCUACGUUUAAGAGAGGACAGGUUGCCAAGUUUGAGACAUCAUAACGCGAUGCAUUUACUCACUGCUUUCAUUUCAACAAGCCCUGAAUGGUUCCUGCAUGGCACUAUAAAGAAAAGCACCUGGAUGUAUGGAUGUAGCAGAUUUUAAGAACAUCUGAACAUUUCAAGGAGGUUUUGAACAUUUUUUCUGAGCAAAUGAAACAGUAUUUUAUCACCACUAAUAAUUUUAGUUUAGAGAUGUUUUUCUUGUUUCAGUUGCCUUGAUAUACCAUUUACCAUGUACAUGUACUUGAUUUAAUUCAGUCUAUUAUGAAAUACUGUCACGGGCAAAAUCUGUACGAUCUUUUACCUCAGAUUUUUGCCUCUGAGAGUCCUGAUGAGCCAGAUUGAGACAGAUGUUUAUUAGCCUAAUAAAUGUAAUUAAAAAUCA